GUUACCAAUCAAAACAGGGACUGGAUAUAUAAAUGAAACAGGUACAAUUGGUAUAUAUUUGAGUGUUUUACAAUAAUUACUAAAACAGUGAAUUGAUAUGGCUUGGAAACAUUAUUUGGACUCUAAUUGGAUACACAUAUUAAACAAGUAACUGACUUUUCAUGACUAUAUCUACCCAAUCUGCUCGAUAUCAACUAACUUAAAUGAUUGAUUUGACAUAUCAAGAUACUUACUGGAUAUCUCGCUGGACAAGUCAUUGAUAAUUGGAUAUAACGACAUUGAUAACAUGUUGUUUUUUUCAACAUUAAGUGGAAAUCAUUUUCAGUAGUUAUAGGAUAGCUGUUUCAACAGCGGUUUGAUAUCUGAUUUCAACAAUGAUUGGAUAUCAUACCCAACAAUGGUUGUUAAUCCAUUUAAACAGCUUUUGUACAGUUAAUACUAGCGAUUUGAUAUACAUCAGAUCAAUGAUAUGAUAUAAAUAUAUCAACAAUGAUUGGAUAUUUAUUUAAUCAAUGUUUGAAUAUCCAGUUUUAACAUAUUGGAUAUCUACAACAACAGUGAUAAAAUUUGAAAUAAACCAGUGAUUGGCUAUCUACAUUAACAGUGAUUAAAUAUGAAUUAAACCAGUGAUUGGAUGGAUAUCUAUAUCAUCAGUGAUUGAAUAUGAAUUAACCAAUGAUUGGAUAUAUAUAUAGUUUUAAUAGUGGGUGGAUAUCUUACGAACAAAAUGGACACAGAUCAGAAUUUCCAUGAGUUGAUCGAGAGCUACCAACGACGCCUUGAGACACACUCCUCCCAGUGUCACAGACACUCAUGUAUACCCCAGACAAUACAUGGUUACCGUGGCAACCAGAGGGUGAGGAAUGGUUUCCAUAGCAACAGUUCUCCGGAGUCACCCCUGUACAGCAAUUUGCAGAACCUCAUGAAAACCCAAGGUCUUGACAGUGUGGCACACUACAACUCGGGAGUUAACAGUCUCAACUGGGAGACCAAAUCCUACAACUGCAACCUUGACCCCUUAUUGACCUAUGACCCUUGUGGAAUGGGCAGGCCAACUUUUGACCUUGAGUUGACCCCAGAUCUAGGUCAAGGUCUCCAGCAUAACAUGGCUGACUUCACAGAUGGACCUAGUCUUACAAGAGAUAGCUGGCUUCAUAGCAAUACAGUUGUACACAUUCCAAAUAACAACAUGGCUGCUAGACCUGAUGGCUAUCCAAUGGAAACUUCUCCUCUAGUUGAACGGCGUAAUAAGCCACGCCUAGCAAGACCUGUCACGUCCCCAGGCAAUCUGGAGCACCUGAUGUUAUCACGACCCUUAACAGAGAGGUUAAGCGGUGUUCAGCAUCCCCCAUCCCCUAUAUAUGACCAUAGAUUCGCCGAGCCUGAAUCGCCCAUUGUGGUUCAUAAAAAUGCGCACCCUGAUACACAAUCCUUGACAAACUCACCAGCAAUUGGUCGAAAAUCAGAAAAACCUUCACCCUUACUCAGAUAUCAUAGUAUGUCGCCAACAAUAUGUCGGAAAAGAUUCAUAGAAAAGAUGUCACCGUCAUCGUUACGGAAGUCUGUGAUACUCAAAAGUUCAAGACGUUCGGAACCUGUGUAUCUGGAUUUUUGUUCUGUGUGCGGGUUCCCGAUGAAAGAGGAGAAUCGUAUUUCCGUGGGGGGCAAAUCGGGAAAACGGCAGCAGUUCCAUGCAGAGUGCUUCAAAUGUUCAAUAUGUGACGCUGGGCUUACUCUAAAGAGCUACAAGAAACAGAAUAUGGAGGGACAGCUGUACUGUGAGAACCACCUGCCUACCACACCGAAAUCCAAAAUGGAGGAUAGAUCCAGAACCUCCAAAACUUCUGGUCCCGAUUUCAUUGAUCUGAUUAUUCGACUACAAGAUAACCGAAUAGAAGACCAACGUUGUGAUAUAUCCAACUUUAAGGGUCCCGACUUCUAUGAAAUGCUUCUGAAGUUUCAAGGUCGUCGUUACGAGGACCAGCGGUGUUCUUUGCCUCUUGCGCUGCAGGUGAACAAUAAUGACAAUGCGGCAGCCCUUAAAAAAGAUAUUAAUACAGUGACUGAGAUCCUCAAAAAGCCUGGUCCAUAUCCCAUGGUACAUCUUCCUUCCGGUUGUAUAUUUACCAUUCAUCCGCCUGAACCUGUUUCUGAAGCAGGGGAGAAUGGGGCUGAGUCACAGUUACACACUACUAAUUCUUUGGAGUCAAGGUUACAUCCCACUAUAGAAAAAGAUGAAUCUGCUCAUGUGUAUAGAAACCAUUUUCUUGGUUGGGAGCAUUUUAAUUGUUACACAUUAGACGAGGGCAUGGGACCAAUGGUGUUCUCCUUUAAAGAAGAACUCAUAGACAAACAAUUACAUAUACGAUGUAUAUUACGAACAAAAUCAGGCACUUGGCACAGUGUAUUCCCAUUAAAUUCCGUUGGGGAUGUUCCGUCACCCAUGAGACUGGCGAAGUUGAUGUGUGAAGAGUAUUCAGGGGAACGAUUUCAGCCUGUGUUGACGACGAAGGGAUCAGAGAUGAUCGUCCAGUAUGACGAACAUAGGCUUACAAACAACUUCAAAUUUGGUGUCAUAUACCAGAAAUUCAGACAGACAAAAGAGGAAGAGUUAUUUGGAAACAUCGGUCACAGUCCAGCAAUGGAAGAAUUCCUACAGUGUAUCGGGUAUCGGGUGUCAUUACGGAAUUUUGAGGGUUACAGGGGUGGUCUAGAUACGGUGCACGGGCAGACGGGGCUUGAGUCUCUGUACACUAAGUUUCACGGGCGAGAGAUUAUGUUCCACGUUUCAACAAUGCUUCCAUUCACUGAGGGUGACACUCAACAGUUGCAAAGAAAACGUCACAUAGGGAAUGACAUAGUUGCCAUCGUCUUUCAAGAGGAGAAUACUCCAUUCGUCCCAAGUAUAAUAGCGUCCCAUUUCCUUCACUGCUACAUUGUUGUCCAGCCAAUAAAUCCAAACACUGAUCACACACAGUAUAAGAUCACAGUCACUGCAAGGGAAGGUGUUCCCUGGUUCGGACCAGCACUGCCACCAGGUUCCAUCUUAAAUAAGGGUCCAGAAUUACGGGAGAUUAUUCUUACCAAGUUGUUGAAUGCUGAGCUGGCUUGUUACAAAGCUGAACAGUUUGCUAAGCUAGAGGAGCGAACUCGAACAGCUCUUCUGGAUUGUCUGUACCAGGAUUUACAGAGAAAAAGCUGUGAAAUGUUUGGUAUUAGUGUACCGUCCAGUUCCAAAGAAGGUGCUAGGUUUAUCGAUUCCUUCCGGCGCACAUUUGGUGGUCGAACAAAGUCUACUGACCCUUCAACACCGACCUCUACUAGCAGAAAAUCCAACGGUUCCCUACUUUCAACCGUCGGCGAGAAUGAAAAGGUCUCGCCAUUAACUCCAAAGAAAAGUCUCCACUUCUCGAAUUCCAGCAGUUUAGAAAGGAAAAAUAAGAGUGUGUACCGAUUGGACAGCCAGAGUACACAGUCCUCAUACAAGACAUGUGGCAGUGCCCCCUGUAGUCCCCAGUCUAGUCCAUCCAGCUCAUCGAGUCAUUCUAGAGUUGUGCACCACUCCCUGAUUUCCCGAUCCAACUCAGAGUCCAGUUUUAACUCCAUGGAAGACUUCACCCCCAGUGGUCACACCCACUGUCUGGAGGACUCAGAUACGGGCAUGGAGAGCAUGUCAUCUACUGGUACCCCAAAUGUGAAGGCAUCACUAUCCAAUAGCGUGACUGAGGACCAGUACAACUGUACAUGUAGUCAUGACAACACUCAUUCAGAUAACAGUUUACGACAGAUGGACAAAUUGAAAGCAGAGGUGCAGAGACUAAAAAUAGACAAAUCAGACCUCAUUAGGCAAAACAAUGUUGGCCAACGAGAAAUGAAGGAACUGAGAGAACGAUUAAGCAGUACACAGAGAGACCUCAAUAAUUUUAAGCUUCACAUGAUUGACAUGAGCCAAGAAGCACAAGUGUAGCAUUGGAUUCAAUUGGUGCUAGGAUGGACUUGUAUGGAUGUGAAAAAUGGGGCUGGAAAGAUACAAAUGUUGUGGAAGAAGUGCAAAAUCUGAAUAAACAUGAAUGUUAGAAAUGGGGUGUUAAGGAUCCAUUUGGCAUUCAUUUGAAGGGUACACCAAAUAUUUUAGACCAAGCCUCAUGUAAUUGCAUCAAUACGAGAAAUGGGGCAGAUGAAAUUGACAGGGUAUAUUUAUCACAUUAACAACAUUUAUCUUAAGAUGUAAGAAAUGUUUGUUUGCGAACACUGAAGGAAAACACAUUUUCAUAUACCCCGGUACCCAACAGAUUGUUGGGUCUGACUUUGUGAAAGUUUGCAUACAUUUAUCUGAAUUAAGGAACCAUACAUGUAGAUGGCAGUAUCAGGCAGAGUUAGUCAACACAAUUAUAAUGCUUUAAUUAUAAAAAUAAAAAGUAUUAUUAUGUAUAGGAUUAUGUAUAAAAAUGUUUUUACCAUUUUUGACUGAUACUGCUGCCUAUGCCUGGACAUGUGUGAGAGAUAAAAAUUACAAUAGUGUCAGUGGUAUUGAGAAAUCAGAGAGACAGAGCCCAGAAUUGCCUAAUUGUAUCUGCUGAAAUUGUAUCAGAGUUUAUUUUUUUGUAUUUACGUAACCUCCCCCUGUAUUGUAUUGAUAUCACGGGACCCUAUUAAUAGAUGAUUUAUGUAUUUUCCAGAAUGUGCAAUGCUUUUACUAAUAAUUCGCCAAAUUGUUUUAAGUGUUUGAGAUUAUACACAUCCAUAUAUGAGCUCUUGUCUGUAUGUCAAACUAAAACGGAUGUAAUAUUUACAUGUUACGGUCCUUAUGUUGGUUUAGGACAAAUGUAUUUUCAGUCAGGUUUAGCCUGUCUGCAGUUUUCAAAACUACUGUUUCAGAUUUUGCAGAAUAAGAGUCUAUAGAAACCCUUGAAUUAGCUAGAAGACUUACAAAAUGUAGAGUCUGAGAGCUGGGCAAAGCUUGCUAAAGGAUGUUCAGGCCUCUCUUUUUCUCCCAAAAUUGCCAAAUAGUUGUCAUAUGUCUUAAGAUUAAUACCCAGAUAAAAUGCCAGGAUAUUAAUAUUUACCAGCAUGAAAUAUAUGGAUUUUAAAACAUGCCAGAGGCAAUCUAGUGAUCAGAGGGGGCAUGCCAACAUGAUGUUUAGCAAAGCUAUGCCCUUUGCCCUCAAAAACAAUAUUACCUAUGAAACCUAAGGGGAAUUGUCAGAUAUCAACAGAAGAAUUUUAAUUCACAUACAUCUUAAAAUGUCAUUAGGCUUGUUAGUGGUUUUUGUGAAAAGACAAUUACUCAGGGCUUCCGUUAAAGGAAGUUUGGAAGUAUAUUACUCCCUAGAAAUGGGUUAAAACUUCCAAAAUUGAUUCCUUGGAAGUACAAAAACUUCCAUAAUUUUGAAGAAAACUUCCAAAGUUGAAAGCUUGGAAGUUCAAAAAAUCAAAACCUUUUGUCAAUAUUACUUUUAUAGUCAUAAUUUCAAUCAGUUUAAGUGUUUUUAAGUAAAAUGAAUUAUAAUAAUAUAAGUUAAAGUGAAAAUUAUUUGAUUUUUAAUAUAUUUGUUGAAAAAUAGUUGCAAAUGAUAUUGUAUUAUGGAGACUUUAAAACCAUAUUUCAGUUUAAAACUUCCAAAAGUGAUUGACAGGAAGUUCAUACUUCCAGUUUCAAAUUCUUAAUGGAAGCCCUGAUUACUAGCUAGCUAAGCAUCAUCUACAAUGUAAGAAAAGCAACAAGUUAGACAGUUAAUUUGAGUUAUUUAAAAUUCUUAGACCAGAGAAACCUCAUAAGUUGUCCUUUCAUGGGACUCAGUCACAAAUUUUAUGGUGGAAACAUUUUUUUUUUAACUUUGGAAAUUGGCAUCUUCUAAUUAUAGCCAAAUUGUUGUAUAUUCAAGUCAAAAAUAUUUCAAUUUUCAAUAGUGUUUUUUAACCCUCCAGCUGAAAGAGCAUUUUCUGUCACAUCUGUGUGGCUCUAAGGUGACCAUAUUAGAAUUGCACUAGAGGCUGGUAUUCAAUAUGAAACUUAGGUUAAUCUUAUGGUCAUACAUCAUAGACUUCAAUCACUUUAUUGGUCAGUUAUUGAUAACAAGUAAUCCGAUUAGCUACAUCGUUCUUAGAUCCAAUUAAGACUAAUAUUGAAUACCAGCCCUGUACAAAUUGAAAAUCUGAUGGCCUUUAAUCAUUGUAACAAGCAAAUUGGUCGUAUUUGAUACCAAAUUCCUUAUGAUAUUGAUCCCUAUACAUGUGGAUGAGUCCCUUUAAAGUGAUUAUUGUUAUUAUAAUAUUUGAAAGAACACAUUUACUAGAAUUGUAGAUGUUAGAAACCUUCACUUGUAGUGACAGCUUUAUUCAUCAGUUGUUAUUGAUUGAAUUUCAUAUUUUUGCAACUGUUGUGCAUUUGUUAUAAAAUGUUGUUUUUCAGUGAUGUUUUGUGAUAAAAAAUAAAGUUGAAGUAUUUUUAUGUAUAUUUUGUAAUCCUGAGAUUUUUGUAAAUAUUAACUUCUAGUCAUUGUAUUGUUGAAAGUUUGAAAUGUACUAAAACUAGUGCUUAUUUAUUUGUAUUGAAACUGAAAAUGAAUAAAUAUAUCCAGUUGAA
This is a messenger RNA of Mya arenaria, 6586 nucleotides long. Its product is annotated as rap1 GTPase-activating protein 1-like. Gene Ontology annotation, molecular function: protein binding; GTPase activator activity. Gene Ontology annotation, biological process: regulation of small GTPase mediated signal transduction; activation of GTPase activity. The transcript has 26 exons. Gene Ontology annotation, cellular component: cytoplasm. The record is from RefSeq and is a predicted model, not a curated record. The coding region runs from base 728 to 3967 and encodes 1079 amino acids. NCBI's taxonomy places the organism in Eukaryota, Metazoa, Mollusca, Bivalvia, Myida, Myidae.